CGGAGUUGGCCGCGUGCGUUUCUGGGUUUUCCCGCGCGGGCAGCACCCCGAGAAAAAAAGCUCUCCUCCUUUCUUCGCUUCGUUUUGUUGGAUUUUCCUCCGCUGAUCGGUUCGUCGUUGCGAGUGUGGAAAAGUCUCGUGAAAGCUUUUCCCCGGUCGCGUUCAGUCCGCGGUUGUCCGUCCGUCAGUUCAGUGGUGCGCGCAAAAUUCGGAGUGGCUUUUCUGGAGAAAAAAAAUAAAACUUUCCCAACUCUUUUGAGAACAUUCCAAAAUGCUGUCUGUAUGCAGACUGUAGUCUCGAUUGGCAAAUAAAAACCUCUGAAUUUAUAAUAACUCAGUUCAAUAAACCCGUGUCUUGGUCCAAAUUCACUGCUAAAUCACAGAAAACAAAUCCAAAUAAACCAAAACAGACACUUUCCUUCGCAAUUCAUCAAGCGGAUUUCACUCAACCAGACUAGCCAGCAAUCUUCGUAAAAUAUCACUCAGACAAAAAGACAGUACUGCGGCCAUCGAGGAAGAGGGAGGCCGGAGGAAAUCAAGUGGUUUUCAGUGAUCAUCAUUCAAGUGCCUUUUCGCGCGCGCUCGCUCGUGGCGGAAACAGCUUUGACCACGUGAAGAGAAGCCGGCCGCCAUCAGCCAUAAGCAGUGUGCAGUGUGAUUGUCAUUAAUCAUUGUUAGUCUUUUCAAGCGUGACACACCGACCGCGGCGAAGAACAAUCCUUCCGAGAAAGUGAGGUUUAGGAGGCAAGUUCGGUUCCAAAAUAUUUACCCACGAUGAAUGAAUUCCUGCGCCAACGGGAAACCGUCACCGUCGAGGGAAGAAAACUGCUUCCAGUGAAUUGAUUGCCCUCUGCACCAUUGAGGAAAAGUUGUGACCACCGCCAUUCAGUUGGUGUGAAUGGUGUGAAGAAAAAGGAUUAAGCGACCGUAACUAAAGCCUCUCCUGUUAAUUAAUCAAACCAUUAUGCGAUGAUUAUACGCGCUAGUGCGACUCCGACGACGACGACGACGACGACGACUAGGACGACCUCCUCAAGUUUCGCGUCCUCUUCCAAGCUCCUCUGCCAUCAUCGAAUCAACGCCGAUCCUGCCAGCAGUCAUUACCGUCAUCAUCGAUACCAUCAGUGGAAAGUCGUAGAGCGUGACCAACCGACACCAGAAUGGCCACCACUGCCCGGAGUACGUCGGUCAUUUUCGGAGUGGCCCUGCUACUACUGGGCUUCCUGAAAGAGGUGAUGGCUGUAAAAAACUACACCCUAAAACCACGAGUGGUUCUUCCUGAAGACUAUGUUAAAGAGGUGAGGCCACCGUCCAAGAAGGGCACUCCAGUGGUAGUCGAGUUUAGCAUAUUCGUCGUCGACAUCAACUCGAUCAACGUGGAGGACAUGGACUUCAGAGUAGAUAUGUUUGUGCACCAGAAGUGGGUCGAAUCGCGGCUGGAUUUGCACGAUGACAUCUUUGAGGAGGGUGACGAUCACGUUAUACUUCCGCCCGAGUUUUUCGACAACCUCUGGCAGCCGGAUCCGUACUUUCUGAACUCGAAAAUUUCAGAAAUCGCAACCCUGACGCACAAGUUCUCCUCGGUAACGCUGUACAAAAACUCAACGGUCCGGUACGCGUGUAUGAUGCAUGCGAUCAUCGCCUGCCAGAUGGAGUUUCAGCUGUACCCGAUGGACAUCCAGAUCUGUCCGAUCUACAUCGAGAGCUUUUCCUACCACAAUCAGAAGAUUCGGCUCAAGUGGGCCGACAACGGGGUCACCAUCAACCCGGAGCUCAAGCUGCUGCAGUACAACCUGGGUCAGCCACUGCAGCUGGAGGAGACCGACGGGUACAUGCCGGAAAAGUACGGAAACUUUUCCCGCCUGGCGGUGUAUUUCCGGUUCGAGCGCCAGAUUGGCCACCACCUGAUACAGACCUUCGCUCCGUCCACGCUGGUUGUGAUGCUGUCCUGGUUCAGCUUCUGGCUUGGUCUGGACGCCAUCCCGGGCCGGGUAACGCUACUGGUGACCUGCAUGCUCACCCUGGUCACCAUGUUCACCGGAAUGCGGGCGGACAUCCCGCCGGUGGCAUACGUUAAGGCCCUGGACCUCUGGAUGGCCGGCUGCAUGAUGUUCGUGUUCUCCGCGCUGGCCGAGUUUGUGGUGGUCAAGGUGCUGGACGUCCAGUACCAGUACCAGGUGAACAAGGUUCCGAAGGUGCUUCCGAUGCGAAUCAGUGCCAUGGAGAAGGGUCAGUGCGCGACGGUGGCCAACUGGGAGGGCGGAACGGUGAGCGUUCGACCGCGGAAAUCAACCCAAACUCCGACCACCCCCGGCCAGGUGUCUCUGCAGGGCAACGGAGGUCCACAGCCACCGUCGGCGAAGCAACCUACGCGACGGCAAAGUAUCCUGUCGGUGGCCUGGACCGACACCGAUACCGGCAUCGAGAAGAUCAUGUGGCGCGAAAUCGACAAAAUGUCCCGCGUGGUGUUUCCGGUGCUGUUCCUGGUGUUUCUCAUACUCUACUGGCCAAUACUGAUCUUUAAAACGUCCUGAUCGGCGUCACAUUCCGGACCGUCGUAGAGUGUUAUAAACCGUGCAGUUCAGUCUCUUAAGUUGUGUUAUCUUAAACUGAAUCUUCAUCCUUUACUUUCCUCUCCAGCACCUAAGAUUAAGACAACUCGUUUACGUAUCUCACAUAUACAUUAUUGAAUCUUUAUGAAAUUCAAAGCGUAGCUCAUCACUGACUUUUUGAAUUAAUUUCUUUUGUAAAUUUAAAAGUGAGUAAUUUACCACCAAUCCCGGAAAUGGAUUUUACUUAUAUUUAUGGAUUUGGCUCAAACUUUGAGGGGGCCUUCCCUGUUACCAAAGAAGUAAUUUUGUGUCAUUUGUUCAACUAUGGUCCCCUUGGAACAAGCUGUCAAGUAGGACCUUUCCUGUGAAGAAGAACCGUUAAGUUAUUUUUUUUAAAUUGAAUUAAAAAUCCAUCAGAAAAAAAGCUCUAUCGUUGAGAACAAUAAUAUCACAAAGUUAAGCUUAAUUUAAGGACCCAAUUUUUGCAGCUGUUCAUAAAAAAAUGGUAUAUUCGAAAAUCUAUAACUUUUCAAGGAAUUUUAUGAUUGAUUUUGGUGUCUACAGCAAAGCGGUUGGUAUUAAUGAGGACUAUUCAGAAAAAAUAUGUACACGGAAAAAUGGUAAUGUUUUAUUUUUAUUUUCACAAAAGUUCAUGUUCCCAAAAUUUAUAUUUUAAUUGUUUAAUUUUUUUCUAUGUUUUAAGGGACAAAACCCCGCAUCUUUCAUCUUUUAUCCAAUAGUGAUUUUGCAAAAAAAAAAAAUGUACUUAAAAUUUGUUUGAACUAUUUUUUUAUGUAAAAUCGAAUCUGCAAUUGGAUUGCCUACUUUUUUGAUUAAGUGCACCGUUUUGAAAAUAUAGCCAUUCAAAGUUAAAUUUUGUCCGAAAAAUUC
Molecule: messenger RNA, 3443 nt
Organism: Culex quinquefasciatus (southern house mosquito)
Lineage: Eukaryota; Metazoa; Arthropoda; Insecta; Diptera; Culicidae
Gene: alka
Product: glycine receptor subunit alpha-2
Exons: 8
Coding region: 1161-2534 (457 amino acids)
Biological process (GO): chemical synaptic transmission; signal transduction; chloride transmembrane transport
Cellular component (GO): synapse; membrane; neuron projection
Molecular function (GO): transmembrane signaling receptor activity; neurotransmitter receptor activity; extracellular ligand-gated monoatomic ion channel activity
Source: RefSeq, a predicted model, not a curated record